Puccinia triticina is the source of this 1272-nucleotide messenger RNA. RefSeq lists its product as uncharacterized. The record is from RefSeq and is a predicted model, not a curated record. The coding region runs from base 1 to 1272 and encodes 423 amino acids. Gene Ontology annotation, biological process: protein phosphorylation; positive regulation of transcription by RNA polymerase II. The transcript is spliced from 7 exons. Gene Ontology annotation, cellular component: cytoplasm; nucleus; transcription factor TFIIH holo complex. Lineage: Eukaryota; Fungi; Basidiomycota; Pucciniomycetes; Pucciniales; Pucciniaceae. Gene Ontology annotation, molecular function: ATP binding; cyclin-dependent protein serine/threonine kinase activity; RNA polymerase II CTD heptapeptide repeat kinase activity.
AUGCCGCUUCGGGCCGGGCUUCGGGGGCCUGAACAGGCCAUUGCGGGCGGACUUGACCAUGGGCCGGGGACUCCUUCGGGGCGCCCAUUCCUAUCUGACACGGCCAUCUCUUCAGACUUGGACAGCUCCGACGGCCGAUGGCAGUACACCCGAGUCCAAGUUGCAAUCAUGGAAGCAGCCGAGCUGGCGAACCUGCGGAUUCAGCAGAGCUAUACCAAGGAACGGAAAAUCGGUGAAGGUACUUAUGCCAGCGUCUACGAAGGUCAUCAGAAAAAAUCCAACAGAAAAGUGGCUAUCAAGAAGAUCAAGGCCGGUCAAUUUAAAGAUGGAUUGGAUAUGUCAGCUAUCAGAGAGGUUAAAUUUCUACAAGAAUUAAGCCAUCCUAAUGUUAUUGGUCUCUUGGAUGUUUUCUCAUCGAAAUCCAACUUAAACUUGGUUCUAGAGUUCCUAGACACCGACUUGGAAGCAGUCAUCAAAGAUCGUGAAUUGGUUUUCCAAGCUUCAGAUAUCAAAAGUUGGAUGUUGAUGACAAUGCAAGGGCUGGACUUUUGCCAUCAAAAUUGGGUUUUACAUCGGGACAUGAAACCUAACAACUUGUUAAUUGCUUCAGAUGGGACCCUCAAGAUUGCCGAUUUCGGUUUGGCGCGUGAGUAUGCUGAUCCCGGUACAAGGAUGACAUGUCAAGUAGUGACUCGUUGGUAUCGUCCGCCGGAACUCCUGUAUGGUGCUAGAGCUUACUCAACUGGAGUAGAUAUAUGGGCAGUAGGCUGUAUAUUUGCAGAGUUGAUGUUAAGGACUCCUUACUUGGCGGGGGAAAACGAUUUUGAUCAAUUAAGUACAAUCUUCCGAGCUCUUGGAACACCAACUGAUCAAGAUUGGCCGGGUCACAAACGAUUAGCAGACUACGUCGAGUUUCCUAAGCAGUAUAAGCAGCCACUAGAUCUGCUGUUCAGUGCAGCUAAUGACGAUGCUAUCGAUUUCUUGGAAUGUUGUUUAAAGUUUGACCCACGGAAGCGUAUAAAUUCUAGACAGGCUUUACGGCAUCAAUACUUCAAUUCAACUCCAUAUCCAACUAAACCGCAGAACCUACCAAAACCUAAAGGUGCAUUAGUUCCAAGACAGAUUGCACCGCAAGACCAUGGAGCGGGCGGCGGUGAUAGUAAGAAUGGCAAUGGACCCAAAAAACGAAAGUCAGUCGUGGCGAAUUCUGGCCAAGAUGUCGAAAUGGAUGAUCGCACUCGAAAAAUCGCCAAGCGUUUGGAUUUCAGCUGA